AUGGCUAGCUGUCAGGGCCCUACUGAAAACAAUUGUUCCAUUCAAUCAGUUGAACAAUAUAAUAGUAAUUUCAAUGAAAAAGAAGAGAAGCAGAUACAAGAUGCCAUACAAAGAUUGAGUCAAAGAGAAGAUCCUGUCAAUAUAUUAGUGAUUGGUCCCACUGGAGCUGGUAAAUCAACACUCAUCAAUGCUUUACUGGGAGACACUGUAGCUAAAGUUGGUCAUGGAGCAGGAGCAGUAACGUCUGAAGUUAAAGUGCAUGAAGGAGCCUAUGAAGGAAUACAGUUGAAGGUCUAUGAUACUACUGGGUUCAGUGAUACAAGAGGGAAGAGUGGCAAUAGCAUUGUUAAAGAGAUUGCACAAUCCAAUAAGUUUGAUCUAAUACUGAUCUGUGUGAAAAUGAAUCACAGAGCAGACGAAGGAGUCAGGAAGAUGUUCAAAGUUCUUGGAGAAAACUUGAGACGAGAAAUGUGGGAUAGAUCAGUGAUUGUACUGACGUUUGCAAAUGCAUUCCUUCAGCUAAAAAAUAUUAAAAAAUUACCCAACAAAGCCGAGAUAAUAAAAAGUGAGAUAGAAGAUUUCCAAGGACAUGUUCAUGGAUUCCUUAGCCCCACAUUGGAGAAGGAGACCAUUGAUGAAAUACCAUUCUGUAUCGCUGGAGAUGAGGACGAGAGACAACUACCAACAACUGACGACUGGUUAAAAGAACUGUGGAAUAAAUGCAUCAAAUGA
Molecule: messenger RNA, 732 nt
Organism: Amphimedon queenslandica
Lineage: Eukaryota; Metazoa; Porifera; Demospongiae; Haplosclerida; Niphatidae
Product: GTP-binding protein A-like
Exons: 1
Coding region: 1-732 (243 amino acids)
Molecular function (GO): GTP binding
Source: RefSeq, a predicted model, not a curated record